Molecule: messenger RNA, 1074 nt
Organism: Lodderomyces elongisporus
Lineage: Eukaryota; Fungi; Ascomycota; Pichiomycetes; Serinales; Debaryomycetaceae
Gene: ADH2
Product: alcohol dehydrogenase
Exons: 1
Coding region: 1-1074 (357 amino acids)
Cellular component (GO): cytoplasm
Molecular function (GO): zinc ion binding; alcohol dehydrogenase (NAD+) activity
Source: RefSeq, a predicted model, not a curated record
AUGAACAGAUUUAAAAUCCCAACUACUCAAAAAGCAGUAAUCUUUUCCACUCUAAAUGGUCCACUCGAGUACAAGUCCAUUCCCGUGCCCAAACCUGCGCCAAACCAGCUUCUCGUGAACAUUCACUACUCGGGAGUUUGCCACUCUGACUUGCACGUCUACAAAGGUGAGUUUGGCAAGACUUUACCUAAUCUCCCACUCGUAGGUGGCCACGAAGGUUCGGGAGUCGUUGUUGGAUUCGGCUCAAAUGUCACAAACUGGCAAAUCGGUGACCUUGCUGGUGUCAAACUCAUUAAUCACACGUGUGGUACCUGCGAGCAUUGUCAGCAAUCACAAGAGACUGCUUGCGCAGACUCUCGGCUCUCGGGUGUGCAUAUCAAUGGCACAUUCCAGCAAUACUGCAUCGUUGACGCCUUACAGGCAACAAAAUUACCACGUGAUAUAAAUCUACCUGCUGUGGGACCAAUAUUGUGUGCGGGCAUAACGGUAUACAAGGGCUUAAAAGCAUCACUAGCGAAACCUGGUCAAUGGGUCGUUAUUUCCGGUGCUGCAGGAGGAUUGGGCUCGCUUGCCGUGCAGUAUGCGAAAGCCUUAGGCUUGAGAGUUAUUGCAAUCGAUGGUGGCGGUGAGCCGAACGAGAAGGAAAAGUUUGUUAAGGAUUUAGGGGCAGAAGUAUACAUUGAUUUCACAAAAAGUGCUGAUGUCGUAAAGGAAGUUCACCAACAUUCGGGAAGUGGCGGAGGCGCUCAUGCAGCAUUAAAUGUCUCCACUUCUGAAGCUGCAAUUCAACAAAGCAUCAACUUUGUUAGAUCUCGCGGCACAGUGGUGCUUAUUGGUUUACCAGCAGAGGCCAAGAUUAAAAUACCAAUAUUGCCCACAGUAUUGAGACAAAUCACCGUGAAGGGUUCCUAUGUGGGAACAAAUUGGGAUACUCAUGAAGCAGUUGAUUUCUUUGCAAGAGGUUUGAUCAGAUGUCCUAUACAAAUAGUUGGCUUGAGUGAGCUUGAAAGAGUUUUCAAAUUAAUGGAACAAGGUAAGAUUAUUGGUCGAUAUGUUGUUGAUACAUCCAAGUAA